Pelobates cultripes (western spadefoot toad) is the source of this 18094-nucleotide messenger RNA. NCBI's taxonomy places the organism in Eukaryota, Metazoa, Chordata, Amphibia, Anura, Pelobatidae. The record is from the annotation of a GenBank genome assembly.
AUGACGUCAUCGCUAAUCGGCAUUGCGGAUUGGCCGAUUAGCAGGAGGAGGGAAGGAGACUCACUCCACCACGGAACCUAUGUGAGAGGGUUCCAUCUUGUUAAGGCCGGCGCCACAGCAAUGCGGAUGCGGCCGCCUGCCCGGCAUGAAAGGUUUUUAAUAAUUAAUUUUUUUACCAGAGCGGCUUUCUAAUUACACGGUUUAGGCGGCCGCGAGGCCUUAGGCGGCCGCCUAAACCGCCUAAUUAGAGAGCCGCCUCUGCUUAUUUCAGAAGCACAGAGUGUAAGCUUGUUUGUGUUUACCACUUCCUCAUAGAGUGUAAGCUUGUUUGUGUUUACCACUUCCUCAUAGAGUGUAAGCUUGUUUUAGUGUUUACCACUUCCUCAUAGAGUGUAAGCUUGUUUUAGUGUUUACCACAUCCUCACAGAGUGUAAGCUUGUUUUAAUGUUUACCACUUCCUCACAGAGUGUAAGCUUGUUUUAAUGUUUACCACUUCCUCACAGAGUGUAAGCUUGUUUUAGUGUUUACCACGUCCUCAUAGUGUAAGCUUGUUUGUGUUUACCACAUCCUCAUAGAGUGUAAGCUUGUUUUAGUGUUUACCACAUCCUCAUAGAGUGUAAGCUUGUUUUAGUGUUUACCACUUCCUCAUAGAGUGUAAGCUUGUUUGUGUUUACCACUUCCUCAUAGAGUGUAAGCUUGUUUUAGUGUUUACCACUUCCUCAUAGAGUGUAAGCUUGUUUUAGUGUUUACCACUUCCUCAUAGAGUGUAAGCUUGUUUUAGUGUUUACCACUUCCUCAUAGUGUAAGCUUGUUUUAGUGUUUACCACUUCCUCAUAGAGUGUAAGCUUGUUUUAGUGUUUACCACUUCCUCAUAGAGUGUAAGCUUGUUUUAGUGUUUACCACUUCCUCAUAGAGUGUAAGCUUGUUUGUGUUUACCACUUCCUCAUAGAGUGUAAGCUUGUUUGUGUUUACCACUUCCUCAUAGAGUGUAAGCUUGUUUGUGUUUACCACUUCCUCAUAGAGUGUAAGCUUGUUUUAGUGUUUACCACUUCCUCAUAGAGUGUAAGCUUGUUUUAGUGUUUACCACUUUCUCAUAGAGUGUAAGCUUGUUUUAGUGUUUACCACUUCCUCAUAGAGUGUAAGCUUGUUUGAGUGUUUACCACUUCCUCAUAGAGUGUAAGCUUGUUUUAGUGUUUACCACUUCCUCACAGAGUGUAAGCUUGUUUUAGUGUUUACCACGUCCUCAUAGAGUGUAAGCUUGUUUUAGUGUUUACCACUUCCUCAUAGAGUGUAAGCUUGUUUUAGUGUUUACCAAUUCCUCAUAGUGUAAGCUUGUUUUAGUGUUUACCACUUCCUCAUAGAGUGUAAGCUUGUUUUAGUGUUUACCACUUCCUCACAGAGUGUAAGCUUGUUUGUGUUUACCACUUCCUCAUAGAGUGUAAGCUUGUUUGUGUUUACCACAUCCUCACAGAGUGUAAGCUUGUUUUAGUGUUUACCACUUCCUCAUAGAGUGUAAGCUUGUUUUAGUGUUUACCACUUCCUCAUAGAGUGUAAGCUUGUUUUAGUGUUUACCACUUCCUCAUAGAGUGUAAGCUUGUUUUAGUGUUUACCAAUUCCUCAUAGUGUAAGCUUGUUUUAGUGUUUACCACUUCCUCAUAGAGUGUAAGCUUGUUUUAGUGUUUACCACGUCCUCAUAGUGUAAGCUUGUUUUAGUGUUUACCACGUCCUCAUAGAGUGUAAGCUUGUUUGUGUUUACCACUUCCUCAUAGAGUGUAAGCUUGUUUGUGUUUACCACAUCCUCAUAGAGUGUAAGCUUGUUUUAGUGUUUACCACUUCCUCACAGAGUGUAAGCUUGUUUUAGUGUUUACCACUUCCUCAUAGAGUGUAAGCUUGUUUUAGUGUUUACCACUUCCUCACAGAGUGUAAGCUUGUUUUAGUGUUUACCAAUUCCUCAUAGUGUAAUCUUGUUUUAGUGUUUACCACUUCCUCACAGAGUGUAAGCUUGUUUUAGUGUUUACCACUUCCUCAUAGAGUGUAAGCUUGUUUUAGUGUUUACCACUUCCUCAUAGAGUGUAAGCUUGUUUGUGUUUACCACUUCCUCAUAGAGUGUAAGCUUGUUUGUGUUUACCACUUCCUCAUAGAGUGUAAGCUUGUUUUAGUGUUUACCACUUCCUCAUAGAGUGUAAGCUUGUUUUAGUGUUUACCACUUCCUCAUAGAGUGUAAGCUUGUUUUAGUGUUUACCACUUCCUCAUAGAGUGUAAGCUUGUUUUAGUGUUUACCACUUCCUCAUAGAGUGUAAGCUUGUUUUAGUGUUUACCACUUCCUCAUAGAGUGUAAGCUUGUUUUAGUGUUUACCACUUCCUCAUAGAGUGUAAGCUUGUUUUAGUGUUUACCACUUCCUCAUAGAGUGUAAGCUUGUUUUAGUGUUUACCACUUCCUCAUAGAGUGUAAGCUUGUUUUAGUGUUUACCACUUCCUCAUAGAGUGUAAGCUUGUUUUAGUGUUUACCACUUCCUCAUAGAGUGUAAGCUUGUUUUAGUGUUUACCACUUCCUCAUAGAGUGUAAGCUUGUUUUAGUGUUUACCACUUCCUCAUAGAGUGUAAGCUUGUUUUAGUGUUUACCACUUCCUCACAGAGUGUAAGCUUGUUUUAGUGUUUACCACGUCCUCAUAGAGUGUAAGCUUGUUUUAGUGUUUACCACUUCCUCAUAGAGUGUAAGCUUGUUUGUGUUUGCCACUUCCUCAUAGAGUGGAAGCUUGUUUGUGUUUGCCACUUCCUCAUAGAGUGGAAGCUUGUUUGUGUUUGCCACUUCCUCAUAGAGUGUAAGCUUGUUUUAGUGUUUACCACUUCCUCAUAGAGUGUAAGCUUGUUUUAGUGUUUACCACUUCCUCAUAGAGUGUAAGCUUGUUUUAGUGUUUACAACGUCCUCAUAGAGUGUAAGCUUGUUUGAGUGGGGUCCUUCUUCACAUCUUGUCUAGGUUAUAUACACUAUGUAAAUUACUUGUCAAAUAUCCCAGUUUUUACAAGUAGCCGCAAAAUAAGUUGGUGCUUUAUAAAUGCUAGUAAUUUCUUCUUUUGGCCUAAAAUGUGAAAUCUCCUUUGAAUUUUUGACAAUACACACUUUAGUGAAUAACCAUGAUGGCAUUAACAAUACUUUGUACUAGGUUGGAGCUUCAACAUACAAACAUUACUAUAUGUGCUUUUUUUCUUUUUCUGUUUAGGAAUCACAAAAGACAUUGCAUCUGCAGAUUUCGACAUGAAAAACUCAGUUUAAUGCAAACAGUAACAUUUUUGGGAAGAUAUGUGUAACCAAUAACAUUUUUGGGAAGUUAUGUCUUUUAGUUGAGUGCCUGGCAGACUUGCUAGGAAUCGAACAGCAGUGCAUUGAUUAUGUAAUGGCUUUAUGUAGAGUUGGAAAAAUGAACAAAAAUGUCACAUUCUGGUUGUCUUUUAGGAGCGUUCAUUUUGUUGAGCUAUGUAAACUAGCUGAUUUAUUGUACAGUUUGAAAUGGUUGUGUCAUAAUAGGAAUCACAACAUUUUUAAAUGUUGUUUUUUUUAUUUUUUUUAUACCAGAUGGAGCCUGAACAUUCAAGACCGCAUUCUGAACUAAAUAUGGAUUUGAAGAUCUCCUUUGUAAAUUGUCAGUCCAAUGAUAUUCUAGUGAAAUUUCAAGGAAAAUAUAUUUCGGACUGUGAACUUGAUUAUCAUAUAUUGCAAAAUGAAAUUCAGCUUGCCCCUAAAGUUAAAGCCAACACUGGCAUUGGAGAGUUUUGUUUGGUACAAGACAAACCAUUUGGAACUUGGAACAGAGGAAAGAUUUUGGAUAUAAUAAGUGGAAUAUAUGAAGUUCUGUUGAUUGACCAAGGCAAUGUAGUCAAAGUUAGCUCCAGUUACAUUGCCUCAGCUUCUGGGGAAUUGUUUAACCUUCCUCCAAAAGUGGUCAGUGGUAUUGUUUCCAACAUUCUUCCAACUGGAGAAAAGUGGACUCCUAAAGCAGUAAAUUACUUUUCAUCUUUGGUUGGACUACAAAUCAGAGGCCAUGUGCAAACAUUUUUGCCACAUCAAGUCGUCCUAUUGGAGAUUCCAAAAGUGAUCAACUACGCCAUCGAGCUAAACUUGGCAAAGUACGUUGAUUCUAAUUCGUUCUGUCUUCUCGUUGAAAUUAUUCACAAAUUUCCAACAAACUCAAAUUGGAAACAAAUGCCUGACUUAUUGCAGCAGAGAAAGAUACAUUCUGAUUUUUCUCUCCGUUUAGGUGAUAAUCCUCCUAGUUUUAAAAAGGUACUGGAUCACCUUAAACCUAACCUAUCACUGGGCACCACUGAAAAGGUUAGGAUCUCCGCUGCUAUGAGCGCAGAUCGAUUUUAUUGUCGUCUUUUGUCAUGGGAGGAAGAUUUGAAUAAUUUGACUGCUUCUAUGACUUCACACUAUGAAGCCAUUAAUGCGGAACAAAAUACAGUAUCAGACUAUUUUGGUGUACUCUGUGCCGCAAAAAGAAGAGAUGGGUUAUGGCACAGGGGAGUAAUACAUAAGCUUAUUUCUGGUGAAGAAGUGAGAAUUUGGUUUAUGGAUAUAGGUAGCUAUGAAACGAUGUCUUCUUCUAAUAUGCAGAAACUUCAACUGGAGUUUCUGUCCUUGCCAAUGAUGGCGAUCCCGUGUUCACUUGCGGCAGUUAGUGACCAAACUGAAAGUACCCGAAAUAUGCAACUGAUGCAAAUCAAACAAGGCCUGCUAGGAAAUAUAAUUAUAGCCCACAUCAACCAAUUUUGUAGUGAAGAGCAUCUGUAUUAUGUAACUUUGUAUGAGAAGGACUUCGAGCUAAAUGUAGAAUGCCAGCUGUCAAAUGAGCAUGUUUCCAAGAUCUCAGAUGCUAACGGGAAUUUCCAUAAUGCAGCAGUCUCCACAAAAGAAGAGCGAAAACAAUCACCUGUAUCAGCUUUAACUGAAACUGAAAAGGAUGACGUUGAAACAAUAACUUACAAAACUAUACAAAUGGAUGUAGAUUCAGUCCACGUGGUAUUUGUGGAGUACAUAUUAAACCCUUCUAAUUUUUGGAUAAGGACUGAUGACUGUCAGCAUGCGUAUUCAGCCAUGAUGGAGGAUAUUACAAAACUGUAUGAUUCAUGUGGACCUGCUGAAAAACUUCUUGAAGACUUGGUACCUGGCCAGCUUUGUUGUGCCCUUUAUACUAAAGACCGACAUUAUUAUAGAGCUGUCAUUACUGAAAUAAUGGACUUGGAGGUCACAGUUUAUUUUUUGGAUUUUGGGAAUACUGAAACUGUUGACCGUUGCAAUGUUAAAACGUUGUUACCACAAUUCACUAUUUUGCCUGCAUUAGCUAUGUGCUGCACGCUGGCUUAUGCAUAUCCUGUUGAAGAUGUGUGGGUGAAAAGUGCCAAUGAUUAUUUUAAACAAAUUGUUUCCGAUAAGCCCCUUUUUUGCCACGUUCUUGCAAAACAGAAAUACAAAUAUGUGGUUGAUAUACGGAAUUCAGAAAGCUCUGAAAACUCAAAUAUUGUUGCACUUAUGGUUCAGGCUGGAUUUGCGGAGAUCUGGAAGAUUGAACUAAAUCCUGCAGCACCCAAUAUGCAGAGCAACUCUCGGCUUCACAAAACUGUGAAAUGUAAAAAACUUUCUAAGCAACAAUCUUAUUUUAAUGUUGAGAACUGCAGGUCAAAAAAAGUUGUUCAAAUGACAAAUGGCAUCACGGAAGUAAGCACACAGAUUGCUCCCAAAGAGAGAUCCUCACAUUAUUCAGAAACGUGGGAUUCUGCAACAACUACUGAACCUACGAUUACUUAUAAGCAGUAUAUAUUUAAGCCCGGGACUGCAGUGGAUGUAAAUGUUUCACAUGUAAACACACCAGCAGAUUUUUGGUGUCAACAGCUUUCCAAAUCUUCACAGCUAAAGGUCUUGAUGUUAGAAAUUCAAAAAUACUAUUCAACUUGCAAAAGUAUGUAUCAGCCAGGACAAAUAGCUUGCGUUGCUAAACGUAUGUGUGACGGUAUUUUUUACAGGGCAUCAGUCACAAACCAGACCUCACGUAAAAAAAUUGAGGUGCUUUUUGUGGACUAUGGCUUUCUUGAGAAAGUUCCAUUUUCCGAACUCAGGGAAAUUAAAUCACACUUUCUUAAACUAGAAGGUCAAGCAUUUCGCUGCAGCUUGAAUGCAGUUGCUCCUGUUUGGACAUCUGCAGCUUGUAGGGACUUUAAAAACUUUGUUAAAGCAACCACUCUGAAUUUAAAAUGCACAAUCUAUGCACUGUAUAGCGGAGAGACUUCUGGUCUCUGCAAUGCAGUAAAAUUGGAAAAUCCUUAUAAUGACGCCUGCCAGUAUUUAGUUGAAAAAGGACAUGCUGUUGUCCUCUGUGACACUAUUCAGUCUGUCAAUCUACACACUUUCUGUUAUUCCGACUUUGGUAUUAAAGUUGGAGACAAGGAGCAAGUUUAUGUUACUUAUUUUUAUAACUCUGGGAAAUUUUACUGCCAGCUUGCUAGGAAUACCAGCGUGAUUGAAGAACUAAUGGAGAAUCUCUCUAGAAUUGGAGAGAAAAUAAAGCCUGAAGAAUGUAUGGGGAAAAAAAGCAGUCUGUGCAUCGUAAAGUACUCAGAAGAUGGUAAUUACUACAGGGCUGUAACUUGUCCUGUAACAACUUCAUCUUGCUUUGGUGCCUUUUUUGUUGACUUUGGAAACAACCAGAUGGUUACUGAAAACGAGAGACUACCUAUUCCAGGUGAUGCAGCAGAUAUAUUAUGUGUACCAAUGCAGGCCAUUCAGUGUUCAUUUUUUGAUUUAAGAGAUACUAUUAUCACACCCAAAGUUAAAAAAUGGUUUGAGGAUCACUGCAUCGGUAAAUUACUGAAAGCUGUAGUUGUUGCGAAAAACAGUGACGGGCAGCUGGAGUUAGAGCUGUAUGAUGGAAAGAUCCUAAUAAAUCAAAAGAUUAAGGACCUCUUGGGAACAAGUUCCCAUAUAGAGACUUCUGAAAUGCAAGUGAAACAUAGUAAUGGAUACACUGAAAAUGGAAAUACUAAACCCAACACCAUACAGUGCAAACCAAGAGAAAAACAGAGUCUGAAGCCAGAUUUGAAUGGCGAAGAUCCCACAAUUUCAAACCAAAUUCCUAUGGACACAGACCUUGCACAGAAAUCAAAACCCAGAAGUGACGGUUUUGUUAAAUGUAAAACUUCUAAGCUGCAGACAUUGAAAAAAACUGUUGUAAAGUGCAGUGAUCUUCCACAAGAAAAUAUUGAGCCAGGCACAACUCUCAUUGGAUAUACUUGUCAUAUAAAUAACCCGUAUGACUUUUAUAUCCAGCUUGCCGAACAUGAGGAAAACAUUCUGCUUCUUGCGGAGGAUUUAAAUAAAGAAACUGCAUCUUUUCAGGUGAUUUCAGUGAAUGACUUGAAAACUGGCAAUUUAGUUAUAGCUCGAUACCCAGAGGAUCUGGCUUUGUAUCGAGCAGUCAUUAAAGAAGUUAAGGAAGAGCAUGUCUUUGAAGUAGAAUUUAUUGACUACGGUAAUACAGCAAAUGUAGAUUCCUCAAACAUAUUCAUGCUUCCUGAUAACUUUUUGACUACGCCUAAGUUGAGCAUCCAUGCUUCUCUUAGUGGACUUGAUGAUUUGCAAACAAUCGAUAAAUGGAGUGAAAAUAUACUCUCCAGCUUCUCUGAUCUGGUCAACAGCAAACCUUUGAGUUGUACUUUCAUAAGUGUUCAUAACUCAUGGUGGAAGGUCUGCUUAACCUAUGAAGGUAAGACUGUAGCAGAUGAAUUUAUAAGCUUCUUUAGAACAAGCAUUCAAAAAUCCCCUUCAGUAUCAAAAGAAUAUAUUCCUGAGUUAUGUCUAGCAGUUGAUUGUGAAAAAGCUGUAGACAUGGUCGGCAAGAUUGAAUCUGAUCAUCCAGUCCCAAGUCAGAGUUUUCAGCCCAGCCAGUUGGAAAAAGUGAAAUGUGUUUUCUUUUCGGACUGUGGAAUAUUCUUUGUUACAUUAGAACAAAAUUCUCAGGAAUCUAAUUUAACUUCACUGAUAUCUUCUACUGUCCACAAAGCUGACAACAGGCUUGUUGUGAAAAAUAUUACCGAAGGGAUGGUGUGUUUAGCAAAAUCUGUUAAAAUGGAAAUGUGGUUCCGUGCAACCGUAGAGAAGACCUAUCCAGAUAAAAUGAAAAUGCUGGUAUUUUUUAUUGAUCAUGGCUCAAGGGAAACUAUAAGUAUGCACAAUGCAAAAAUGCUGGAAGGUGAUGUAUUAAAUAUCCCAAAGCAGGCAGUAGCCUGUAAAUGGGUUUGGGCUAAAAAUGUAGACGAAGCAUCAUUUAGAGAAGCGGUGUUAUCGAACAUUCAAAAAAAUAUCCAGGUCCUUUUUCUCGAUUUCAUAUCCUCAGACAGUGCUUGGAAGGUGGAGGUUUUGAUAAGUGGCUCACUUCUAAUGGAGCAUUUUCAUAAUAGAGGCUUUGCAGUAUAUGAUAAAUGUAACAUUCCAAGCAUGUGUGACAAUUCAGGAGCCCUGUCCUUUCCAAAAUUGUCAAUUCCAGUGGCCCAAUUCCAGUUUAUGACACUCUACCCUGGCUUUGUAACUGCCGCCAAUGAUCCAUCAGACUUCUGUCUUCAGUUAGAUGAUUGCGAAGACGCAAUUAACAACCUAUCAGAAAUUAUGGCAAAUCUUCCCGGUGAGAUCCCCUCUUUGCCAUCUAAUUCACUCGCCCUUGGAUGUGUUUGCCUUCUAAAGUGCUUUUCUGGAAAAGAGUGGUGCCGAGUGGAAAUUGUAGGCAUAGUGAAUAAUUUCAUUUUGCUGAACCUUCUUGAUUAUGGUGUGUUCAAGAAGAUCCUUUGUGUGGAUAGUGACAAAUUAAAAAUCAUACCAAAAGAACUUGCAGGUUUUCCAGCGCUAACCUAUCAAUGCGCACUACACGGUGUGAUUCCUCAUGGAUCCCAUUGGUCCAAAGAAGCAACUGACUUUUUUUUGCAAUUUGUAAAAAAACACGACCUGAUGAUACAGUUUAUUAAAACAAGUGCCAACAACAAAUUCGAAGUUUGUAUAUAUGGUGAAGGUCAAGGAAGGCUAGCUUAUCAGUUGGUUUCCAAAGGACACGCAAGGCACAAUGAAAAUGAAGACCCAAAGUCAUAUUCUGAAAAUGUUUUGGAAUCCGAUAUGGUAAGAAUCAUGGUAAAGCCUCAGGUAAACUUGAAAGGGUGUAUGUGUAAAGCACAAGAAAGGGAGAAUUAGCAAAGCAGAUACAGUAACUUAAAGGAAAUAGUAACAAUUUAGUAGAUAUACCUGAAAUAUGCAUGCAAAUAUUUUUGUUUUCCUGCAUUUUUCUUUGGGGGUGCAUGGGAACAAAAGAACAAUUUACAAAAGCUGCAGCAGGCAAGAAGCACUUUACAUUCUGUGUUCCAUCUGGACAACUCCUUCUUGCGCCCUGCAGUAAGCCGGCCACCGGGAUAUGACGUCAUCCUGGUAUCCGAAUCAAUGCUGGGCGCGCAAGGGACCGGUGCAGGAAAAGCACAGAGAUGUAUGUGACUGUGUGUGUGGGUCUGUGAUUUUAUGUGUGGGUGGUUGUGUGCAUAUGUAAAUACAUGUGUAUUUGUUUAGUAUAUAGCUCUCUAAGUUGGUAUCCCCAAACAUGGCAUAAGGGUAAAAAAUAAGGGUUAUCUACUAAAAAAAACUUAAGAAAAGGGCUUUUAAAGUUUUAUUAUACAAAUUAUGUUAGAGAUUUUAUCUGUGGCCCAAGGCAAUUCACCUGUGCUCAAUGCAGCACAGGAAAGCCAAAAGGUUAGACACCCAUUUGUUAAAGGGUUAAAGAUCGCCGUACAUAUAGAUGUAUGUAUGUGUAUAUGUAUUAUAUAUAAUAUACAUGUAUCCUAUAUAUGUAACUUCAUACUUCGUGAAUUAUAAUAAUCUAAUUAUGUAUAUUAAUAUUAAAAUACACUUAGAAUGACUUUAUACACACACACACACGUGUGUGUGUGUGUAUGUAUGUAUUUAUAAAAUUGUGAUUAUAAACUCCUUCCACCUGAAGUCUGUGGAUAGUUAAUACAAUGUUAAACAGAAAUCUGCACACCAGUCAAGCCAUAAGACUUGCUUUUCCCACAGAAAUCACAAAUUUGCAGUGAUGUUACUACCACAAAGGAAUCUGGAGGGGCAUAUGCAAAUUAUUUCAACAAAGAAUCACAUUUUUGCCUCGUUCCAUUUUAAACAUGGAUUCCUUUGAGUCUGUGUUUGAUGCAUACCACAGCUUUGAAACACAACUUGGGAAAAGCAAAACUGUGAUUCUUUGUUGAACUAAUUUGCAUAUGCCCACCCAGAAUCCUUUGCAGUAGUAACAUCACUGCAAAUUUGUGAUUUCUGUGGGAAAAGCAAGUCUUAUGGCUUGACUGGUGUGCAGAUUUUUGUUUAACAUUGUAGUUAAUAUAUAUAUAUAUAUAUAUAUUUAUAUAUAUAUUCUAAUUUGUAGAUUGGAUUAGCCGUAUUAGUCCAGUAGGCAAGAUGCCAAAAUACCGCAGUUUUUCAGUAUGCUUGGCAGUCUCCUUCCUCUGAGUGCAUCUGGAUUCAUAUUAGUUUGUGUGUGUGUGUCUCUAACAAAAUACACUUAGAAUGAAAUGCUAUAAAUAAAUAAGAUGCCACAAUACCAGAGAAUCUGAGAUGCAGUUUAAGGCCAGUUUCUCCAAUGUAGCAACCUUUGUCACACACUGUACACUGUAUGAUGUACACCACGUAGGCAGAUGUGAACGAAAAUGAUCCUUUAAUGUUGUAUGACUUGUUAUUGUCUAGCUGUGUUGACACAGUUUGCAGAGUGAUUUGUUGCAUCACACAGUGUCAUUCAGUGUGAGCUCCUGUUCUGUGGUCCAUUUGCUGCCGACCAAUCUCUGGCUCAGGUUAAGCGGUUGCUUGAAUGCUAGUAUGGGGGGACCAGGAAACAUUUUUUUGAGUCUAAAAUUAAUGGUUGUAGCUCUUUAAUAAUUUUACGUACUCCUUUUAGAGUUGGGUUGUAUGUAACUACUAGAGGGAUUUGUUUUCCUUUUCUUUGUAUUGUAGGAGCUUUUCCCGUGGUGUUUUUGGGGCAGAUUUUUUUUUUUUGUUUUUUUGUUUUAUAUAGUGUAAUUUCCUUGUAGCUUGGGAUGAGCAUGGGCAAAUUUUGGUUCGGUUUGGAAAUUCGGCUAAGUUAAAAUAAAAUUGUCUGCUUCGGCAAUUCGGACAAAUGGCAUUUAGUUUGGUUCUGCACUUCGGCACUUUGGACAUUCGUAAACGUCCGAAUGGCAUGAAAUUUGAAUGAAUGUACAUUUGGAAUGAAACGAAUCGCACAUGUUUGUGGUAACAUGAAUGCAAGCCAACACCCUGACAGGCUGAUUUAUAUGCUUUCCUACCUCAAUGACCCUGUGUGCCUUCAUUGGCCAAGUGUCAGUGACAAAAUCACCAAUAUUGUAAAGCGCUACAGAAUUUGUUGGCGCUGUAUAAAUGGCAAUAAUAAUUGGCUGUCCCUUAACAUCAUUCACAUAAUUUUCCCUCCCUCUGUCUUGUUUUGCCACUUUUCAGAAAUCCGAAUCACUUCGGAGCUUUGGCACUUCGGACAUUCGUAAGCGUCUGAAUGGCAUGAAAUUCGUGCGAAUAUACAUUCGGAACAAAACAAAUCGCACAUGUCUUAUAGCCCUUUUGCCUAAAUGACUCUGACAGUGUACUCAGGUGCUGAUCUCUGUCUUUUGUGUCAGAGCAAAUGCGGUGAUGUCUGAUACCCUGACUGUAGAUUAAACCUUGUUUGGUGUGACGGGGAUGGAAGCUGGAAUUGUGGAGGUAGCUGUACCGGUCUGUGGGUUUUCUAUAUACAGACCAAUAAAGAAUGCCAUUGGUGACCGUUACUGUGCAGUCCAAAAAACUCACACUAUGAUUUGAAAAGUUCAUUUUAAUGUUUACUGAAGGGUGGAAUGAUUUAUGGAAGUCUAUAAGGCUUUCUUCUUCUGUCUACAUUAUGAAAAUAUUAUUGAUGUAACGAUAAUAUGUAUAUGGUUUGUGCAGCUGUGUUAAACACACAUCUUCAUGUCUUAUAUACAGGUGAUACUCGAAAACAGGCCUUGACAAAUUUGUUUGGAAAAUAGGAGCUAGCUAAAAAAGGUAGGAGCCAGUAAUUUUCAACGAGAAAGUGCAAUUCUUAAAGGGACACUAUAGUCACCAGAACCACUACAGCUUGAUGUAGUUGUUCUGGUGUCUAUAGCCUGUCCCUGCAGGUCUUUCAGUGUAAACACUGCCUUUUCAUUGAAAAGGCAGAGUUUACAUUGCUGCUUAGUAACCUCUCUAGUCACAGUCACUCAGAUGGCCACUAGAGUGUCCUGGGUCACUGCUGCACCACGUGCAGCACCCUGGUUCAGUGUCUCCAAUCUCUGCAUGGAGGCGCUGAAUGUUAAUCAUAGAGAUUGAUUAAUGUAAUGCAAUGCAUCUCUGAGGAGAUGCAGAUUGGUACAUUUGCUGCGCAUGCACAAAAUUCUCCCAAUGCUUUCCUAAGGGAAAGCAUUGCCUUAGCUGAGAUCAUAAAGAUUGAUCAUCUCAGCCAUGGCGAAACUGGCACGGCGUGGGAAAUGGGAAGAAAGGUGAGUAAAAACAUGUGCAAUCGGAGGGGGCAGGUACCUAAACGUGCACACACUGACAGGCUCGCUGACAACAGGCUCACACACACCCAGACAGCAGUCACAGACAUAGACACUCUGACAGGCUCACACACACACUGACAGGCUCACACACACACACACUGACAGGCUCACACACACACACUCUGACUGGCUCACACACACACUCUGACUGGCUCACACACACACUCUGACUGGCUCACACACACACGCUGACUGGCUCACACACACACACGCUGACUGGCUCACACACACACACACUGACUGGCUCACACACUCAUGCGCACACUCUGUGUGAGCCAGUCAGAGUGUGAGUGUGUGAGCCAGUCAGAGUGUGCGCGUGAGUGUGUGAGCCAGUCAGAGUGUGCGCGUGAGUGUGUGAGCCAGUCAGAGUGUGCGCGUGAGUGUGUGAGCCAGUCAGUGUGUGUGUGUGUGUGAGCCAGUAUGUUGUGUAAUAUCUGUGUGUGUGUGUAUGUGCAGUCAGUAAGUGUGUGUAGUAGAAACCAGUGUGUGAGAGCCAGUCAGUGUGUAUGUGAGCCAGUCAGUAUGAGCCAGUCAGUGUGAGUGUAUGAGCCAAUCAGUGUGAGUGUGUGAGCCAGUCAGUGUGAGUGUGAGAGCCAGUCAGUGUGUGUGUGUGAGCCAGUCAGUGUGAGUGUGUGAGCCAGUCAGUGUGAGUGUGUGAGCCAGUCAGUGUGAGUGUGUGAGCCAGUCAGUGUGAGUGUGUGAGCCAGUCAGUGUGAGUGUGUGAGCCAGUCAGUGUGAGUGUGUGUGUGAGUCAGUAUGUGUGAGUGUGUGAGCCAGUCAGUGUGUGUGUGUGUGUGUGAGUCAGUAUGUGUGUGUGUGUGUGUGAGUCAGUAUGUGUGAGUGUGUGAGCCAGUCAGUGUGUGUGUGUGUGUGAGCCAGUCAGUGUGUGUGUGUGUGUGAGCCAGUCAGUGUGUGUGUGUGUGAGCCAGUCGCUCACACACACGCACACACAGUCUGACUGGCUCACACACGCUCACACACACGCACACACAGUCUGACUGGCUCACACACGCACUCUGUCUGACUGGCGCACACAGACUUACACACACACACACACAUUUUUGUUUGAAUUGAAACCCACUCAGCCUCCCUACCUUUGGGAGAGCUGAGAGGGUUCCUGGGGUCCAGUGGGGCUGCACUCUUCCUGUGUUUGAGGGAGCAGCACUCAGCCUGUAGCUCCUCUGUGCUCCCUCGCGUUCUGUAAUGAUUCCGGGGCCGGAAUGACAUCAUAUUCCGGCUCCCGACAUCACACAGGGGGAGGGAGCAGAGAGCAGCUGCAAACAGAGUACUGCUCCCUCGUGCGCCGCCCAUAUUGCUCCCAUGGGCGGCCGCCUCUUCCGUGCUCUUCAGGGCGGCUGCCCACCUCCAUGUACCCGCGGGCAGGCGACCACCUCCUCCAUGCUCCUGCAGGCGGCCGCCCAUCUCCAAAAGAAUCGUGCAAAAGUGAAAAAGUUUAUUUCAGUAAUGCCAUGUAAAAGGGGAAACUAAAAAAUGAGAUAGACGCAUUACAUGCAAAGCAAGAUAGUUCAAGCCGUGAUUUGUCAUGGCUGCAAUGAUUAUGGCUUUCAGCCCAUGAAAACCCCAAAUCCACAAUCUCAGUAAACUAGAAUAUUACAUGCAAUCAAUAAAACAAGGAGUGUACCUAGAACAAUAUCGGACCUCUGAAAAGUAUAAGCAUGCAUUUGGACUCAGUACUUAGUUUAGGCCUCUUUUGCAGAAAUUACUGCCUCAAUGCGGCGUGGCAUGGAAGCUAUCAUCCCGUAGCACUGCUGAGGUGUUAUGGAAGACCAGGAUGCUUUAAUAGCGGCCUUCGUCUCUUUUGCAUUGUUCGGUCUCAUGUCUCUCAUCUUUCUCUUGGCAAUGCCCCAUAGAUUCUCUAUGUGGUUCAGGUCAGGCGAGUUUGCUGGCCAAUCAAGCACAGUAAUCCCACGGUCAUUGAACCAGGCUUUGGUUCUUUUGGCAGUGUGGGCAGGUGCCAAGUCCUGCUGGAAAAUGAAGUCAGCAUCCCCAUAAAGCUCAUCUGCGGAAGGAAGCAUGAAGUGCUCCAAAAUCUCCUGGUAGACGGCUGCGAUGACCCUGGACUUAAUGAAGCACAGUGGACCAACACCAGCAGAUGACAUGGCUCCCCAAAUCAACACAGACUGUGGAAACUUCACACUGGACAUCAAGCAUCUUGCAGUGUGUGCAUUUCCAUUCUUCCUCCAGACUCUGGGUCCUUGGUUUCCCAAAUGAGAUGAAAAAGUUGCUCUCAUCUGAAAAGAGGACUUUGGACCACUGAGCAACAGACCAGGUCUUUAGCCCAGGUAAGACGCUUAAGACGUUGUUUGUUGUUCAGGAGUGGCUUGACAAGAGGAAUACGACAUCUGAAGCCCAUGUCCAGGAUCCGUCUCUGUGUGAUGGCUCUUGAUGCACUGACUCAAGCCUCAGUCCGCUCCUUGUGAAAGUCCCCAACACUUUUGAAUGGCCUUUUCCUGACAAUCCUCUCCAGGUUGCAGUCAUCCCUGCUGCUUGUGCACCCUUUUCUUCCACACUUUUCCCUUCCACAUAACUUUCUAUUACUGUGCUUUGAUACAACACUUUGGGAACAUCAACUUCCUUCGCAAUUACCUUUUGAGGCUUUCCCUCCUUAUGGAGGGUGUCAGUGAUGGUUUUCUGCACAACUGUCAGGUCAGUCUUCCCCAUGAUUGUGAUUCCUACUGAACCAGACUGAGAGACCAUUUAAAGGCUCAGAAACCUUUUGCAGGUGUUAUGGCUUACUUAGCUGAUUAGAGUGGGACACUGUGAUCCUAGAAUAUUGCACCUUUUCACAAUAUUCUAAUUUACUGAGAUUGUGGAUUUGGGGUUUUCAUGAGCUGUAAGCCAUAAUUAUUGCACUUAUGACAAAUCACGGCUUGAACUAUCUUGCUUUGCAUGUAAUGCGUCUAUCUCAUAUAUAUAUUAGUUUCCCCUUUUACGUUGCAUUACUGAAAUAAAUGAACUUUUGCACCAUAUUCAAAUUUUUCGCGUAUCACCUGUAGUUCUUUUUCAGUAUUCUCGCUUCACCUUUAUUGGAUCAAUUUAUAUACAUACAUAUAUGCAGCUAUAUACUUGCAUGCCAUGCUCUGCUGUUUUUGUUUGGUUUUUAACUAGCUUAUUGACUCUCCUCUGUUUAUUUACAUUUUCUGGCUAUUCCCAGCCAACCUGCACCUUUCACUUUCAGGCACAUCUGCUAUUUGACACCCUCCUCCCUCCCCUUCUCUAACAUCAGUUGUUUUAAGUGUUAAACUCUAUUAGAUUGAUCAGUAUUUCUUCGACCUGAGGAAGAGAGGAAAACUCUUCAAAGUUUGUCUUUGAAAUUAGUUAGUCCAAUAAAAAAAGUAUCAUUGCAUACUGCAAAACUCUGGUACUGUGGCAUCUUAUUUAUUACUGCUAGACUAAUACGGCUAAUCCAAUCUACACUAUUACGGCAGAUAUAAAUAAAUACAAAUAAUUGCGCGCAUAUAUAUAUAUAUCUACGUGUAUAUUUUUAUGUAAUCUUUUAUCUUUAGAUUUAUGUGAUUUUAGUAAUUUAAAUUUAAGGGAAACGCCUGAUGGCAGAAAGUGCAGAGAAUUUAAUUCGCAAGCACUAUAUUUAACCCUGUAAAUUUCCAAAAUCGUAAAUUAUAUUACAACAAUGAUAUUGUCAGUGAAAGUGAAGUUUUUUGCAUUUGUCACACACAAACGACACUUUCACUGACUAUAUUAUUGUUUUGAAACAUUAAUAUUUAUAUUCAGUGAAGUCUCCCGAGUAUAACAGUACAGGUUUUAUGGUGUUUUGGAAAAUUUGAUUCAAAUAUAAGGCUUGCAUUUCAGUUUUUUUUUGUUUUUUUUCACAUUGAAAUUUGCCAGAUUGACAAUGUCGCAUUUCAGACCGUAUGGUAGCCCAAGAAUGAGAAUUACCCCCAUGAUGGCAUACCAUUUGCAAAAGUAGAAAACCCAAGGUAUUGCAAGUGGGGUAUGUCCAGUCUUUUUUUUUUUUAGUAGCCACUUAGUCACAAACACUGGCCAAAGUUAGCAUUGUUUUUUUGCAUUUUUCACACAAAAACAAAUAUGAAUGCUAACUUUGGCCAGUGUUUGUGACUAAGUGGCUACUAAAAAAAAUUGGACAUACCCCAUAUUGAGUACCCAUCAUGGGGGUAUUUCUCAUUCAAAGGCAACAUAACCAACCUGGCAAAUUUUUAAUGUGUAAAAACUGAAAAAUGAUACGUGCUAUAUUUAUUUGGCCAUGUAACUUUCCAAAACACCAUAAAACCUGUUCAUGAAAGGGGGUACUGUUGUACUUGUGAGACAUCGCUGAAUAGAAAUGUGUAUUUUAUUGCAGUAAAAGCUAACCGGAUUAUGAUAUUAAAAAACUUUUUAAAGAUUUUAUUCAUAAUUGUUAUAUAUAUAUGAAUAGUUGCUGUGAAAUGAAAGCCAUGUUUCUCCUGAACAGAAUUAUAUAUAUUAAGUGUGAGGUCACUUAAAGGACCACUCUAGGCACCCAGACCACUUCAGCUUAAUGAAGUGGUCUGGGUGCCUGGUCCAGCUAGGAUUAACCCUUUCUUCUAUAAACAUAGCAGUUUCAGAGAAACUGCUAUGUUUAUAAAUGGGUUAAUCCAGCCUCUAAAGCCUCUAGUGGCUGUCUCAUUGACAGCCGCUAGAGGUGUUUGCGUGCUUCUCACUGUGAAAAUCACAGUGAGAACAGGCAAGCGUCCAUAGGAAAGCAUUAUUAUGCUUUCCUAUGAGACUGGCUGAAUGCGCGCGCAGCUCCUGCCGCGCAUGCGCAUUCAGCCGAAGAGGAGGAGAGCUCCCCGCCCAGCGCUGGAGAAAGAGGUAAGUUUUAACCCUGUCCUCGCCAUCCAGCCUGGCGGGAGGGGGUCCCUGAGGGUGGGGGCACCCUCAGGGCACUAUAGUGCCAGGAAAAAAAGUGUGUUUUCCUGGCACUAUAGUGGUCCUUUAAUAUGAAAGAGGUGAUUUAUGGUUGAACAGACUUCUAAUGCAAAUUCCAGUUUUUGUUUACAUUUUGUUUUGAUCAAAAUUUGUACAAUUGCCUCUGUCCUUAACCCCUUAAGGACCAAACUUCUGGUAUAAAAGGGAAUUAUGACAUGUCACACGUCAUGUGUCCUUAAGGGGUUAAUGUGCUAAUUUUGAAACUUUUCUUUUUUCUUUAAAUUGUAUAAAAUAUAUUUAAAAAAAGAAAACCUUUUUAUAAACAUAGUGUGUGAAUGUAUUUAAUUUCUAAUUCUCUAGUCUGCCUUUAAUUAUAGGAAAUUGAUGUGCUUUUGUUUUUCUUUUCAGAAAAAUCUAAAGGUAUCACUCUUUAAGAAUACAUGAAAUGACCGGACUGCUGCUCUUUAACUUCAUAUAGUGUUGUAGUAAAGCGGUUUUAUUUUUCGAUUGAGAUGUAAAAAAGUUUUUUUUUGCCUCAUUUACUGGUUUGAAAACCUUAUAACUAAAG